This is a messenger RNA of Trichosporon asahii var. asahii CBS 2479, 189 nucleotides long. RefSeq lists its product as uncharacterized. The record is from RefSeq and is a predicted model, not a curated record. Bases 1 to 189 code for a protein of 62 amino acids. The transcript has 2 exons. Lineage: Eukaryota; Fungi; Basidiomycota; Tremellomycetes; Trichosporonales; Trichosporonaceae.
AUGAUGGCAGGAGCUGAUAGCAGUGAGAGUAAUGUGAGCAGCUACGUGACACGGACGGGAGUUGACGACAGGUGUGUCACAGAUGAAGCCGUGCACGCCAAGAUGAGGAGAGGCGAGCUUCGAGCCAACCCUCUAGCUAAUUUGCAGAUCUGUUUGACUCGUGAGCUACCCACUCCACAUGAGAGCUGA